AUGCACGCGACAGUGUUCCUAUUAAUUCUAGCAGCCGCCGCUGUAUGCUGCACAGCAACAGAGCAGGGCAGCUGCCCUUUCAAGGAGAACAAACCCAAGGAUAUUAAAAACCAGGAAGCUCCAAGCGGCAGUUGCGACGGCAACUCGAAGCCUGCAUCUUCGAAUAAACCGAGUAUCGCGCAAAAGUUCAAAAACUACUUGAAGCCGCUGUUGGAUUUCCUACCGGCGAUGAUUGCCAAUAUCAUAUCGUACGCAAUUGAUAUCUUGGCAAAAAUUAGAGAAGUGGCUCUACUUUAUACAACGUUUUUAACUCCAUCGAAACCGGUUUCGAAGCUCUUCGAUCAAUACGUUAAUGAGUUAGUAGGAAAAGGGCCGUCCUGUUGA
Messenger RNA from Phyllotreta striolata, 384 nucleotides. Lineage: Eukaryota; Metazoa; Arthropoda; Insecta; Coleoptera; Chrysomelidae. The record is from the annotation of a GenBank genome assembly.